UCAGAAAUUUCGUCUUGUUUUUUUAAAAAUCUUGACAACUUUGUUAAGGAUAUUGACUUAAGUCAGAAAUUGUUACUGAUUUUUUAGAACUUCUGAGACUUAUCCUGGCUUGUUUUCUAAAUAUUAUGACUUAGGUUAGAAAUUGGUACCGUUUUUCCAGAACUUCCGACUUAUCUCUCCGAUUCCGAUUUCUUUAUCGCAAGUUCUGACUUAUUUUACAAAAAUUCCGGCUUCUUAUUUUGUAAAUUCUGAGUUGUUUUCUAAAUAUUCAGAAAUUCUGUUUCCCCACCGAAAACUAUCAAUGACAAUUCCCAUCGUUCGAUAUUUGCCGAUGUAAUCAAGCAGAUAUCUUGAUUUCUCAUCGGCCGGCGUCGCGACGGCGAAUUCGGCGGAAUUAUAAAACGAUUAUGCGUUGCAUUUCGGGGAGGUGGAAAUAUUUAUAACCGGCGCGCGUGUGUGCGUGUGUGUGUGUGUGUGCACCGACAUAGAAAAACAUAUAAAGCGAUCGGUUUGUCAAACGAGCUUCGUGAUUUCGGUCGAAGGGAUCGGCGGGUGUCGAUCGCCAGCGAAAAAUUUCCGAGAAUCGUUCAAGAAAUAAAAUUACAGCCCGGCGUUAUCGGGAACUCCGUUUUAUGGCGCGUUUUUCGACAGACUUAACCGGUGUUGUCUCGCUAGCAUUGACCCAAUAAACGAGCAGUCGCGAGUGAUUGAGAAAGCGGGACUUAUUUUUCGCAAAGUGUUGCAGGGGAUGGGGAUGACGAGGCUCGCCGUCGCGACGCUGCUCGUCCUUUUUUUCGCCCAACGCACAGGCGCCUGUAGCUGCAUGAUGCAGCAUCCGCAGCAGCAGUACUGCAAUUCCGAUUUUGUAAUCCUGGGGCGCGUCAGGCGCGAACAAACUUACAACUCGACCUACAUGAGGAUCUAUAAGGUCAACGUGAGGAGAAAAUUCAAGAUAUCGGAGAAAGGCGAGGUUGCCCUCAAAGCGGGACGCGUCGUGACGCCCCUGGACGGCGCCAUGUGCGGCGCGGGCCUCCCACUGGGCAAACUCUACGUCAUUUCGGGACGCAUCGUCAACUUGAAGCCACUGUUCACCCUGUGCGAUCUAGUCGGCGAGUGGCGCCACUUCACCAAACGCCAACAGAAGGGCCUGAGGUUGCUCUACGAGCGUGGUUGCUCUUGUCGCAUCUCGAACUGCCUUUACCGUUCAUGUCGUCGUCACAAAGACUCCUGCUCGUGGCAAAACGAGUGCGAAAUACAACAGGGCGUGUGCCUGCGUAGCAGCGGCGACAGCUGCGCGUGGGGCAAAACCAAGAAACUAGCGGCCUGCAGGAGAGAGAAACGCAGGCCGAGCGCGUUCGUGCCCUAAGCAGCCCUUAACCCUUGAGCAGACCGUCGCCGUAACGUCGUAACUACCACCAAUCUUACCAACCAUUUCUGUGUGAUCCGGAUAGAAGGUCUGCUCGAUCAGGGGGAACGAGUCUUUGCCGAAUCUCCUCUGGAGCUGC
This is a messenger RNA of Cylas formicarius (sweet potato weevil), 1505 nucleotides long. RefSeq names its product tissue inhibitor of metalloproteinase (gene Timp). The coding region runs from base 749 to 1366 and encodes 205 amino acids. The transcript is spliced from 5 exons. Gene Ontology annotation, molecular function: metalloendopeptidase inhibitor activity; protease binding. Gene Ontology annotation, biological process: negative regulation of endopeptidase activity; negative regulation of membrane protein ectodomain proteolysis. Lineage: Eukaryota; Metazoa; Arthropoda; Insecta; Coleoptera; Brentidae. The record is from RefSeq and is a predicted model, not a curated record. Gene Ontology annotation, cellular component: extracellular matrix.